Messenger RNA from Sinocyclocheilus anshuiensis, 2409 nucleotides. RefSeq names its product dentin sialophosphoprotein-like. The transcript has 10 exons. Gene Ontology annotation, cellular component: pre-snoRNP complex; nucleus. Bases 1 to 1947 code for a protein of 648 amino acids. The record is from RefSeq and is a predicted model, not a curated record. NCBI's taxonomy places the organism in Eukaryota, Metazoa, Chordata, Actinopteri, Cypriniformes, Cyprinidae. Gene Ontology annotation, biological process: maturation of LSU-rRNA from tricistronic rRNA transcript (SSU-rRNA, 5.8S rRNA, LSU-rRNA); box C/D snoRNP assembly; snoRNA localization.
AUGGGCGUGUAUUCUGUUUUGUUUGUUUAUCGUUUGGUCUGCUGUAGUUUGGCCUGCGUCAAGCAGCACAAGAUGGUGUCGGGAUGCUGUGGUGUUCGGGACAAGACGGCGUUUGUGCCUCUCGCGGAGUUUAAUGAAAUCAACCUGCUCAACGAUUACAGGAUUCUGGAGGACACGGCUCGACUGACACAGCAGUCCAACAGAGACAGGGUCCUGCUCCGCAGCCGCCGGCACCCGAAGGAGGGCAUGUGGAUGAUCAGAAAAGCCAGAGCUGUCAAAGUCACCCUGAGGUUUCUGCCCAAAGUGUUCAGCAAACAUCGGGAGAACCGCACCAUCUUCAGAAGAGCGGAAGGACGGUUCUACUGGCAUCUGAAGAUCCAUUUUCCUCAGAGCGACGCGGUUUAUUCAGAGAGGUGUCCUGAUAACCGGCAGCUCAAUCAGAUUCUCAACGACUACAUUCAUCCUUCAGAAUCAGAUCCAGUCAAACGGCAGAAGUUAAAGGUGUACGUCCGCACUCCUCGGGAGGACAUCCGAGUCUUUCUGAAGUCAGAGCAAACACAACCCAACUCUCUCAGGUAUCUGGAGCUGGACCUGAAGACAACUCUGCAGGCAAACCUGAUGCAGAAGACCAUCGUGGAAUACCCAGAAGUCUUUGUGGUUCUGCAACAGCACAGUCAGCAGUACCUCACUCGCAGACCGGAGCGUUCCAAUGUGGUCCAAGGUGUUGCAUCAGCGAGCGUCACCAGAACUUCAUGUUCUUUGGCUGAACCACGCUCAGAAGCUCUUGUGCAUGUGGCGAAGAAGCCAAAAGUCUCAGAGGACGAUGAGCUGGAGGACGGAGAGAUUCGAAGUGAAGGAGAGGAUGGAAACACUGAAGAUGAUGAUGGUGACGCUGAAAAUAAACUACCUGCAAUGCAUCCUGAUGGAAAUGACGACAGUGAUGAAGAAGAGGUGGAGAUGAAGGACUGUCCUCAUAACAGUGUUCAGGACGCUCAGGAAGAUGACGGGAACCAAAACAAAGUGGUUUCAGUGAACAUCACCAGCAAAACUGAAGAAAUAAUGAUGGUUUCUCAAGGUCCUGAAGAAGCUGACAGCACUCAGACUUUCACUGAUGAUGGUAGGAGUCUGUGUGAAGACGAUACGUUUGAUAUUUCCCCUCAUGAAUGUCAGAAAAACAUCGAUUCCAGCGCUGGACUUCCAGAAGAUGAUGGUGUUCAAGAGAAAAAUGGUGCAAAUUAUGACAAAGAAGGACAGACCGACUCCUGCAUCGCCAAAGAGCGUUCCAAUGUGGUCCAAGGUGUUGCAUCAGCGAGCGUCACCAGAACUUCAUGUUCUUUGGCUGAACCACGCUCAGAAGCUCUUGUGCAUGUGGCGAAGAAGCCAAAAGUCUCAGAGGACGAUGAGCUGGAGGACGGAGAGAUUCGAAGUGAAGGAGAGGAUGGAAACACUGAAGAUGAUGAUGGUGACGCUGAAAAUAAACUACCUGCAAUGCAUCCUGAUGGAAAUGACGACAGUGAUGAAGAAGAGGUGGAGAUGAAGGACUGUCCUCAUAACAGUGUUCAGGACGCUCAGGAAGAUGACGGGAACCAAAACAAAGUGGUUUCAGUGAACAUCACCAGCAAAACUGAAGAAAUAAUGAUGGUUUCUCAAGGUCCUGAAGAAGCUGACAGCACUGAGACUGUCACUGGUGAUGCUAGAAGGCUAUGUGCAGAAGAUAAGUUGGAGAAAAACAUUCAUUCCAAUGCUGGACUUCCAGAAGAUCAUGGUGUUCAAGACAAAAAUUGUGAUAAUGGUGCAAUGCAUGACGAAGACGGAAAGACUGACACCCAGCAUGACUCCUGCAUCGCAGUUCAUCAUGCGAACGUUCAGAUUCAAGUCAAAUUGAACAUGCAUGAAGAAAACGCUGAUAUUUAUUCCAGUGGAAGUGAAAAUCAGGCUAAUAUGUGAAAGCGUAGCAGCUGAACGUCCUAAUGUUAUCCAGCAGACUGAUAAUCAGACGAUAGCAGAUAAGGCUUCAGAUAAAGACAAUAGCAAUAAUCGUUGCCAAGGCGAUGGACUGUUUUGGCGACUGAUAUGUUUUGAGCGCUGAUAACUGAUAUCAGACACGACACGCCACUGUGUUCAUAAAAAUGCAGAAAUAUUCCUCAGAGCUCACGCUGUUAUUUGCCUCAGUUGCAAACAUGAUAUUUGAUUUCUGUUAUCAAAUCACGGUCAUGUAUGAUGUAACGUGCCUUCAGAUUGCAUCAGAAAACGUUACUUUGAUAAACGGACAUACUCGGUGUUUUUCGUUUCACGUUUAUUUUCUGACUUGCGGCAGACAUUUCUGUAUUUUUAUGCCACGGUUCUUUUAAUAAACUUCUGUAUCUCGUUGUGAGUGAUGCCAGUUCGGAGUCUCUUUUCUUAUUUUUU